GAGCUCGCUGCACCGCCGGGCGCCCGUCGGGCUCGGGGGAGAGAGAGAGAGGGAGAGAGAGAGAGAGAGAAAUCCGGUUAAAAUCAGAAUCGGAGGGAGGUUUAACUACAGAUCGGUUCCGAUCGGAUUAUUCCUUAAAGGGGGCGCGCCAUUGUCAAGAGCACGGAGCCCGGGGCCCGAGGGCGGGGACCGACGGCGCCGGGGAGCGAGGCAGCUGCACUUGGACUGGGCACCGCCUGUCACAUUCCACAUUCUGCUUCACACCAGUGACUCACCACUGCUCUGCGCCCGGCUGCCCACUCAAGUGCCUGCAAAGUACAGGCUCCAGUUUGAAAAAGCUUCUAGAUGGAUCCUUUCCAAAUUUGGUGUCUUUUCUACAAACUCUGUGCCUCAACAACCAUUUCUAAGUGGUAAGGAGCUGAAGCCAUUUGUUGGAACUGUGGAUGAUUAACAGCUAAAUGCUUAAUUCUCAAAACUACUCAAAAGCCACAAAGUCUGGAUUAGAUGAGCCAAAUUACCACCAAGAAAUUACUGUCUCGAGUGAUACGCUUCAGCACCAGUCAGCAAAGUGAAUAAGUAUUGUGGUUCUUCCAACUUGCAUUCCACUUGGGGAAACAAGAAUACCAUCAUGUCCAACAUUACGAUUGACCCAGACGUCAAGCCUGGUGAAUAUGUCAUCAAGAGCCUCUUUGCAGAAUUUGCUAUUCAAGCUGAAAAGAAAAUUGAAGUUGUAAUGGCUGAACCCUUGGAGAAGCUGUUGUCCAGAUCUCUUCAGAGGGGUGAAGAUCUUCAGUUUGACCAGUUGAUAAGCUCUAUGAGCUCAGUAGCAGAGCACUGUCUCCCUUCCUUGCUUCGCACGCUGUUUGACUGGUACCGGCGCCAGAACGGAGCUGAGGAUGAGUCUUACGAGUACAGGCCUCGAUCGAGCACAAAGUCUAAGGGGGAUGAACAGCAACGUGAAAGAGAUUAUCUUCUUGAAAGGAGAGACUUAGCAGUAGAUUUCAUUUUUUGUUUAGUUUUAGUUGAAGUUCUAAAGCAGAUUCCUGUUCAUCCUGUACCCGAUCCCUUAGUUCACGAAGUUCUAAACUUAGCUUUUAAGCACUUUAAACAUAAGGAAGGUUAUUCAGGAACCAACACUGGGAAUGUGCAUAUUAUUGCAGAUUUAUAUGCAGAGGUCAUAGGGGUUCUUGCCCAAUCAAAGUUUCAGGCAGUAAGGAAGAAGUUUGUGACAGAAUUAAAAGAACUGCGACAAAAGGAACAAAGCCCACAUGUGGUACAGAGCGUCAUCAGCUUAAUAAUGGGAAUGAAAUUUUUUCGAGUAAAAAUGUAUCCUGUAGAAGAUUUUGAAGCAUCAUUCCAGUUUAUGCAGGAAUGUGCUCAGUAUUUCUUAGAAGUAAAAGAUAAAGAUAUAAAACAUGCACUUGCUGGCUUAUUUGUGGAGAUUCUUAUCCCUGUUGCUGCUGCUGUCAAAAAUGAAGUGAAUGUUCCCUGUUUGAAAAACUUUGUGGAGAUGCUUUAUCAGACCACUUUUGAACUGAGCUCCAGAAAGAAGCAUUCAUUGGCUUUAUAUCCACUAAUCACCUGCCUUUUAUGUGUCAGUCAGAAACAAUUUUUUUUAAAUAACUGGCAUAUUUUCCUACAGAACUGUUUGUCACAUUUAAAGAAUAAAGAUCCUAAAAUGUCUCGAGUUGCACUGGAAUCUUUGUAUAGAUUGUUGUGGGUUUAUGUAAUUAGAAUAAAAUGUGAAAGCAACACUGUAACUCAAAGUCGUCUCAUGAGCAUAGUGUCAGCACUUUUUCCAAAAGGCUCGCGAAGUGUGGUUCCUCGUGACACACCUCUCAAUAUAUUUGUGAAGAUUAUUCAGUUCAUUGCGCAGGAACGUUUGGAUUUUGCAAUGAAAGAAAUCAUAUUUGAUCUUCUCAGUGUUGGAAAAUCUGCUAAAACUUUCACCAUUAAUCCAGAGAGAAUGAACAUCGGCCUCAGAGUCUUCCUCGUGAUAGCAGACAGUUUGCAGCAGAAAGACGGCGAGCCGCCCAUGCCGACAACAGGAGUUAUCCUCCCCUCAGGAAAUACGCUCCGCGUGAAGAAAAUCUUUCUCAAUAAAACCCUGACAGAUGAAGAGGCAAAAGUCAUAGGAAUGUCAGUUUACUAUCCGCAAGUGAGGAAAGCACUAGAUAGCAUUCUCAGACAUUUGGACAAAGAAGUCGGGAGACCGAUGUGCAUGACUAGUGUGCAGAUGUCGAAUAAGGAGCCUGAAGACAUGAUUACGGGGGAAAGAAAGCCCAAAAUUGAUUUGUUUAGAACUUGUAUUGCUGCUAUUCCGAGGUUGAUUCCUGAUGGUAUGAGCAGAACUGACCUCAUUGAAUUGUUAGCAAGGCUCACGAUUCACAUGGAUGAAGAACUGCGUGCUCUGGCCUUCAAUACCCUGCAGACGCUGAUGCAGGAUUUCCCAGACUGGCGGGAGGAUGUUCUUUCAGGAUUUGUUUAUUUCAUUGUUCGUGAAGUGACUGAUGUCCAUCCCACGCUUCUUGAUAAUGCUGUAAAGAUGUUGGUACAAUUAAUAAAUCAGUGGAAACAAGCAGCCCAAAUGCAUAACAAAAACCAGGACUCACAGCAUGGCGUAGCUAAUGGAGUUUCUCAUCCCCCUCCUCUGGAGAGGAGCCUCUACUCCAGCGUGUUCCAUGUGGUCGAAGGCUUUGCCCUCGUCAUUCUCUGUAGCAGUCGACCUGCCACCAGGAGAUUAGCCGUCAGUGUCCUUAGAGAAAUACGGGCUUUAUUUGCACUUUUGGAAAUACCUAAGGGUGAUGAUGAAUUAGCCAUAGACGUGAUGGACAGGCUGAGCCCAUCUAUCCUUGAGAGCUUCGUCCACCUCACUGGGGCUGACCAGACUACUUUGCUCUAUUGUCCUAGCUCCAUAGAUUUACAGACAUUAGCAGAAUGGAACUCUUCUCCCAUUAGCCACCAGUUUGAUGUGAUUAGUCCGUCACACAUAUGGAUAUUUGCACAUGUGACCCAAGGCCAAGACCCAUGGAUUAUAAGUCUCUCCAGUUUUUUGAAGCAAGAAAACCUUCCUAAACACUGCUCUACAGCUGUGAGCUACGCUUGGAUGUUUGCAUACACAAGACUUCAGUUGCUGUCUCCACAGGUUGAUAUAAAUAGCCCCAUCAAUGCUAAGAAGGUCAACACCACCACAAGCAGCGACUCGUACGUCGGCCUGUGGAGAAACUACCUGAUUCUCUGCUGCAGCGCGGCCGCGGCCUCGCCCUCGCCGGCUUCUGCGGGCUCUGUGCGGUGUUCUCCUCCCGAGACGCUGGCGUCCACCCCCGACAGCGGCUACAGCAUUGAUUCCAAAAUUAUUGGAAUCCCAUCCCCUUCAUCCUUGUUUAAGCACAUAGUUCCAAUGAUGCGCUCUGAGAGCAUGGAAAUCACAGAAUCCCUUGUUCUAGGUCUUGGCAGGACCAACCCAGGAGCUUUUAGGGAACUAAUAGAGGAAUUACAUCCCAUAAUUAAAGAAGCACUUGAAAGAAGGCCAGAGAAUAUGAAACGGCGCAGGCGUCGAGACAUUUUACGAGUACAACUGGUACGAAUAUUUGAACUGCUGGCAGAUGCUGGUGUCAUUAGUCACAGUGCAAGUGGUGGCCUUGAUAAUGAAACACAUUUCCUCAACAACACGUUACUGGAGUAUGUUGAUUUAACUAGACAACUCCUGGAGGCAGAAAAUGAAAAAGACUCUGACACACUGAAGGAUAUACGAUGCCAUUUUAGUGCCUUAGUGGCGAAUAUCAUUCAGAAUGUUCCAGUGCACCAGAGAAGAAGUAUUUUCCCUCAACAGAGCCUUCGUCACAGUCUGUUUAUGCUGUUCAGUCACUGGGCAGGUCCUUUUAGCAUCAUGUUUACACCCUUGGACAGAUACAGUGAUAGAAAUAUGCAAAUUAAUAGACAUCAAUACUGUGCAUUAAAGGCUAUGUCUGCUGUACUGUGUUGUGGCCCUGUUGCAGAUAAUGUGGGACUGUCAUCAGACGGCUAUUUGUACAAAUGGCUGGAUAACAUUUUGGACUCUCUGGACAAAAAGGUGCAUCAGCUGGGCUGUGAGGCAGUCACGUUACUGCUGGAGCUGAACCCCGACCAGAGCAACCUGAUGUACUGGGCUGUGGAUCGCUGCUACACGGGCUCCAAGAGGGUGGCUGCCGGCUGCUUUAAAGCCAUAGCUAAUGUGUUCCAGAACAGGGAUUAUCAGUGUGACACAGUGAUGCUCCUAAAUCUGAUACUGUUUAAAGCAGCUGAUUCAUCUAGAAGUAUCUAUGAAGUUGCCAUGCAACUUUUACAGAUUCUGGAGCCGAAGAUGUUUCGCUAUGCUCACAAGUUGGAGGUUCAGAGAACAGACGGGGUACUCAGCCAGCUGUCUCCCCUGCCGCAUCUGUAUUCCGUUUCCUAUUACCAGCUGUCCGAGGAGUUGGCACGGGCGUAUCCUGAGCUAACUCUCGCCAUAUUCUCAGAGAUCAGCCAGAGAAUCCAGACGGCUCACCCGGCCGGGCGGCAGGUGAUGCUGCACUACCUGCUUCCGUGGAUGAACAACAUCGAGCUGGUGGAUCUGAAACCUCUGCCCACUUCAAGGCGACACGACGAAGAUGAAGACGAUUCAUUGAAAGACCGAGAACUGAUGGUGACUAGCAGGCGCUGGCUACGGGGAGAAGGCUGGGGGUCCCCCCAGGCCACGGCAAUGGUUUUGAACAAUCUGAUGUACAUGACAGCGAAGUAUGGGGACGAACUGGCCUGGUCGGAGGUGGAGAACGUGUGGACCACGCUUGCGGAUGGCUGGCCCAAAAACCUGAAGAUCAUUUUGCACUUUUUGAUCAGCAUUUGUGGGGUGAAUAGUGAACCAAGCCUCUUGCCUUACGUGAAGAAAGUUAUUGUGUACUUAGGUAGAGACAAAACAAUGCAGCUGCUGGAGGAGCUGGUGAGCGAGCUGCAGCUGACCGACCCCGUCAGCUCCGCGGUCACGCACAUGGACAACCCGCCGUACUACCGCAUCACCUCCAGCUGCAAGAUCCCUUCUGUCACCUCAGGAACUACUUCCAGUAGCAAUACCAUGGUCGCUCCCACCGAGGGCAGUCCUGACAGCAAGCCUGUCAAAGAGAACACUGAAGAGAGCUAUGUGCACCUGGACAUCUACAGUGGACUCAACAGUCACCUGAAUCGUCAGCAUCACAGGCUGGAAUCUCGAUACAGUAGCAGCUCUGGAGGAUCUUACGAAGAAGAAAAAAGUGACUCAAUGCCACUUUAUUCUAACUGGCGACUGAAAGUGAUGGAGCGUAACCAAGGAGAGCCACUGCCCUUCCCUCCAGCUGGAGGCUGCUGGUCGCCACUGGUGGAUUACGUGCCUGAAACGCCAUCACCUGGAUUACCUCUUCACAGGUGUAACAUAGCGGUGAUCCUUUUGACUGACCUGAUCAUUGAUCACAGUGUGAAGGUGGAAUGGGGAAGCUACCUCCAUCUUCUUCUUCAUGCAAUUUUUAUAGGGUUUGACCACUGCCACCCUGAGGUGUAUGAACAUUGCAAACGCCUGCUUCUGCACUUACUCAUAGUGAUGGGACCCAACAGUAACAUCCGAACUGUUGCUUCUGUCCUUCUCAGGAACAAGGAGUUUAAUGAGCCCAGGGUGCUGACUGUCAAGCAGAUCGCACACUCAGAUUAUACCUUCACAGCAGGCAUUAACGAUUUUAUACCUGAUUACCAGCCCUCCCCUAUGACCGACUCAGGGCUUAGCUCAAGUUCUACCUCUUCUAGUAUCAGCUUAGGAAAUAACAGCACCGCCAUUUCGCAUCUGCACACCACGAUCCUCAAUGAGGUCGACAUCUCAGUGGAGCAGGAUGGAAAAGUCAAAACCCUCAUGGAAUUCAUUACCUCAAGAAAAAGAGGACCCCUUUGGAACCAUGAGGAUGUGUCCCCUAAGAAUCCUAGCAUAAAGAGUGCUGAACAGUUAACUACGUUUUUGAAACAUGUGGUUUCUGUUUUUAAGCAGUCAAGCUCAGAAGGAAGUCAUUUGGAACAUCAUCUUAGCGAAGUUGCCCUGCAAACAGCCCUCUCCUGUUCUUCUCGACACUAUGCCGGGAGAUCCUUUCAGAUUUUCAGGGCCCUCAAGCAACCGCUUUCUGCAGCGACGCUUUCUGAUGUUCUCUCCAGGCUCGUGGAAACUGUCGGGGAUCCGGGAGAAGACGCACAGGGAUUUGUGAUUGAGCUUCUUCUCACAUUGGAAUCUGCAAUUGAUACUUUGGCUGAAACCAUGAAGCAUUAUGAUCUCCUUUCUGCCUUUUCUCAAACCUCAUACCACGAUCCUGUAAUGGGAAACAAGUAUGCAGCUAACAGGAAAAGCACUGGACAACUCAAUCUAAGCACAAGUCCCAUUAACGGUAGCAGUUAUCUGGGAUAUAACAGCAAUGCAAGAAGUAACUCUUUGAGAUUAAGUUUAAUUGGUGACCGAAGAGGUGACCGGCGGCGGAGCAACACACUGGAUAUCAUGGACGGGCGGAUAAACCAUAGCAACAGCCUGGCGAGGACUAGAAGCCUUUCCUGUCUGAGGGAGAGAGGCGUGUACGAUGUGCAGUCCACUACUGAGCCGGCCAACUUGAUGGCCACCAUUUUUUGGAUAGCGGCGUCUUUAUUAGAAUCGGAUUAUGAAUAUGAAUACCUCCUGGCUCUCAGGCUUCUCAACAAACUGCUUAUCCACUUGCCUUUGGAUAAAUCAGAGAGUCGAGAGAAGAUUGAAAGUGUACAAAGCAAAUUGAAAUGGAACAAUUUUCCAGGCCUUCAGCAGCUCUUCCUUAAGGGUUUUACCUCAGUAUCUACGCAAGAAAUGACCGUGCACCUCCUCAGCAAACUCAUUUCUGUCUCCAAACACACCUUGGUGGAUCCCUCCCAGCUGUCAGGCUUUCCUCUUAACAUCCUUUGCUUAUUGCCUCACUUAAUCCAGCAUUUUGACAGCCCAACUCAGUUUUGCAAAGAAACAGCUAGUCGCAUAGCAAAGGUUUGCGCAGAAGAGAAGUGCCCCACGCUUGUGAAUCUGGCGCACAUGAUGAGUCUAUACAGCACGCACACGUACUCCAGAGACUGCUCGAACUGGAUCAACGUGGUGUGCAGAUACCUGCAUGACUCCUUUGCAGACACUACUUUUAACCUGGUCAUUUAUCUCGCAGAGCUGCUAGAAAAAGGAUUGUCCAGUAUGCAGCAGUCAUUACUACAGAUUAUCUAUAGUCUAUUGAGUCAUAUUGACCUGUCUGCGGCCCCCGUCAAGCAGUUUAAUCUGGAGAUCAUAAAGAUUAUUGGCAAAUACGUGCAGAGUUCUUACUGGAAGGAAGCCCUUAACAUACUAAAACUGGUGGUGUCACGCUCUGCAAGUCUUGUUGUACCCAACGACAUCCCCAAGACCUAUGGAGGGGAUAUCGGUUCUCCAGAAAUAUCCUUCACCAAAAUUUUUAAUAACGUUUCUAAGGAGUUGCCUGGGAAGACUUUAGAUUUUCAUUUUGAUAUAUCUGAGACACCAAUUAUUGGAAAUAAGUAUGGUGAUCAGCACAGUGCAGCUGGAAGAAACGGGAAACCAAAAGUCAUUGCUGUCACUAGGAGCACUUCCUCAACGUCCUCUGGUUCCAAUUCUAACGCCCUGGUUCCUGUCAGCUGGAAAAGGCCACAGCUAUCACAGCGAAGAACGAGAGAAAAGCUGAUGAACGUGCUUUCCCUGUGUGGUCCGGAAUCCGGCCUCCCGAAGAACCCGUCGGUUGUAUUUUCUUCUAACGAGGAUCUGGAGGUCGGAGACCAGCAGACCAGCCUGAUCUCCACAACGGAGGACAUGAUGCAGGAGGAGGAGGCAGCCGCGGAGGAUAACAGCAGCGAGCAGCAGUUCGGUGUUUUCAAGGAUUUUGACUUUUUAGAUGUGGAAUUGGAGGAUGCAGAGGGUGAAAGUAUGGACAAUUUCAACUGGGGAGUCCGCAGGCGCUCACUGGACAGUAUCGACAAAGGGGACACACCCUCCCUCCAGGAAUACCACUGUUCUAGCAGCACCCCCAGCCUGAACCUGACAAACCAGGAGGACACGGACGAGUCCUCGGAAGAAGAAGUGGCACUCACGGCAAGCCAGAUACUGUCGCGCACGCAGAUGUUGAACAGCGAUUCUGCUGCAGAUGAGACGCUGCUGGACGCCCCCGACCUACUGCUCCAGUCUCAGGAUUCCACGGGCAGCGUCACGGCCGAGGACGCGCUUCAGAUCAGAGAUGAGACCCCCAGUCUGGAGGCUUCUCUAGAUAGUGCUAACAGCCAGCUGCCUGAGGAUUCAAGUUCAGUAUUAAAGGAGGAACAUGUUACAACCUUUGAAGAUGAAGGGUCAUAUAUAAUUCAAGAACAGCAGGAUUCUCUUGUGUGUCAAGGAAUUCUUGAUUUAGAAGAAACUGAAAUGCCGGAGCCUCUAGCUCCUGAAAGCUACCCCGAGUCCAUCUGUGAAGAAGAUGUCACCUUAGCUUUGAAAGAGCUAGAUGAAAGAUGUGAGGAAGAAGAAGCGGAUUUCUCUGGACUGUCCAGUCAAGAUGAAGAAGAGCAGGAUGCUUUUCCGGAAGUGCAGACGUCGCCUCUGCCGUCCCCGUUUCUUUCUGCCAUCAUCGCUGCCUUUCAGCCCGCGGCGUGUGACGACGAAGAGGAAGCCUGGCGCUGCCACGUCAACCAGAUGCUGUCGGACACGGACGGGUCCUGCGCGGUGUUCACUUUCCACGUGUUCUCCAGGCUCUUUCAGACGAUUCAAAGGAAGUUUGCAGAGAUAACCAAUGAGGCAGUUAGCUUUCUUGGUGAGAGUCUGCAACGGAUUGGUACCAAAUUUAGGAGUUCAUUGGAAGUGAUGAUGAUGUGUUCAGAAUGCCCGACGGUCUUCGUGGAUGCUGAAACACUGAUGUCUUGUGGUCUGCUGGAGACACUCAAGUUCAGUGUUCUGGAAUUGCAAGAACACCUGGAUACGUACAAUGCCAAAAGGGAAGCAGCUGAGCAGUGGCUAGACAAUUGUAAGAUGACAUUCGGUGCCAAAGAUGACAUGUACAGGAUAAACACAGAUGCACAACAAAUGGAAAUUCUAGCAGAACUGGAGCUCUGCCGAAGGUUAUACAAAUUACAUUUUCAAUUGCUGCUUUUGUUCCAGGCCUACUGUAAACUUAUCAACCAAGUAAAUACAAUAAAAAAUGAACCAGAGGUCAUCAACAUGUCAGAGGAACUUGCCCAGUUGGAAAGUAUCCUCAAAGAAGCUGAGUCUGCAUCAGAAAAUGAAGAAAUUGACAUUUCCAAAGCUGCGCAAACUACUAUAGAAACUGCCAUUCAUUCUUUAAUUGAAACUUUGAAAAAUAAGGAAUUUAUAUCAGCUGUAGCACAAGUCAAAGCUUUCAGAGCUCUAUGGCCCAGUGACAUCUUUGGCAGUUACGAAGAUGACCCUGUGCAGACGCUGUUACACAUCUAUUUCCAUCACCAGACGCUGGGCCAGACAGGAAGCUUUGCAGUUGUCGGCUCUAACCUGGACAUGUCAGAAGCAAACUACAAACUGAUGGAACUUAAUCUAGAAAUAAGAGAGUCUCUACGCAUGGUGCAAUCAUACCAGCUUCUAGCACAGGCCAAACCAAUUGGAAAUAUGGUGAGCACUGGAUUCUGAGAGACUUCCGGCAUUUAGGAAAGAAAUGAAACUGAAGAUAAUUACACAUAUUAACCAAGCACCUUUUAUGAACCCUUGCGAUUCACUGAUAACUUUCUGGCAGCAUCUACAAUGAAAGCGUAACUAAUGUGAAACUGUAACAAAACAAAGAUCUGAAGAAAAAUAAUCUAAUUGUUUAACAGCUGCCAAUACCUCCCACAAUAACUGUCUGAAGAUGGAAUUUUUAAAUUACUUAACCUAUGUGAAAAGAAAAGGGCUAAAAGUGAUGCAUACAAAUCCAUUACUUUCUGGAGAAAGACAAAGGAGUCCAAGAAUGUUUGCAAUAAUGGCCUUGAGUACCGGGACAUCCGGGAGCAGGUGAAAUGAGGCUGAAAUCACGGCUGGUUCAUUUUAGCCGAAGACCUGCAAAAGCUGCUUGGAUUUCCAGCAGUCAUAACAUUGUCUACAGUUGAUGCUUAAUCAUCUACAUGAACAUCCAGUCAGAUGUACACAUGCAAACUGAUUUUUCACUAUGUGGGAUAAGGGUUUGGGGUGUUUUUGUUUUGUUUGUUGGUCUGUAUAAGGAAUUGUGUGUGUGUGUGUGUGAGUUGGGAUGUAUGGAUAUGUGAUAGUCGUAUUUUCAAGGUAUGGAUGUUUGGUGAUAACGUCUCAGAGCAUGCCUAAAAGAGCACUGCAAGAUUAUUUUUGAAGAAAUUUUAUUUUAUUAGCUCUAACUCUUCAUAGUGUUGUAAAUGUUAGGACAUUUUAAUAAUAUUUUAAAGCUGGGCUUUCCCAGUAUUUGGAAAAGAAAUAAUAUAUCUGUUUAACGUUAUUGGAAUGCUGCUCAGUUCUCUGACCAGUGCUUAUGUUACAACUGUUGAUAACUAACCAAAGUAGAUGCCUGCAGAGACUUUAAAAAUGUAAAAUAAAGAUGUGUGCUGCCCGUCAGCUAUUCUCAUUAGAAGAGUUAACUUAUUUUACCCCAUAAUUAUUCUAGAAACUGUAUAGACUAAAACCAGUAUUUUCUUGUACAUUCGUGCCAUGCACUGUUAUACAAGAAUAGGUGUACAAAGCUAAAGAAAAAAAUGUGGUCAUUGAUGGUAGCAUAUAUGACUUGCAGGCUUUGAAGUCUGCAGAAAGGAGAUGCAUUCUUAUAUGUUCAUUCAGGGCUCACAUGUUUCAUGCUAAAGGAACCUGGGGCUGUGGGGGAAACGACAGGAAGCCUGGAGACCGACUACCCAAACAUGCAAUAUACUAUUCACUGUCUAGGGCUGUAGCAUAACAUGAACUGGAGCCUCUGGCCUUUUUUAAAUAGCAUUUUGUAAAAAAAAGAAAAAAGGAAAAAAAGAACGUAGUCCCACAAACUCUUCUGAUUUGAAAGGAACACCUUGUACUGUUUAGAUGCAUCUCUUAUCCACUGUGACUUUUCUUUUAAACUGGGCUCUGAUUCCAGAGUUUAGAAUGUAGAAAUGAAAUGCUUAGCUUUGCCUCUUCUUGGGGGUGUGGACCCUGCCAGAAAUGUAAUUAUGUAUGCCCAGGUGCAUUAAUUGCAUUAAUUGAAGGCACUGUGCACGUCCUUGGACUGCUGACCAUAGUUAUGUUUCCUGUAAAAUUCCCUAACUGGUCACGGCUCAUUCAUAAUCACUGUAUUUUUUGACCCUGAUAAAAACCAAUUAUUUUGAUGGUGUUCUGGUACUGUAAAUGGUGUCCUUUAAAUUAUUUAAUAACUUUUGGGUGCGGGGCAGGCAGAGAGGGUUGGUGUCCAGAGACACAACACACUCUACAUCCUUUCUUUCUCUCCCUCCUUACAUUUUUUGUUAAAAAUAAAAAGCAUUGUAGCUG
This is a messenger RNA of Lemur catta (Ring-tailed lemur), 11494 nucleotides long. RefSeq names its product FRY like transcription coactivator (gene FRYL). Lineage: Eukaryota; Metazoa; Chordata; Mammalia; Primates; Lemuridae. The transcript has 64 exons. The record is from RefSeq and is a predicted model, not a curated record. Gene Ontology annotation, cellular component: site of polarized growth; cell cortex. Bases 629 to 9673 code for a protein of 3014 amino acids. Gene Ontology annotation, biological process: cell morphogenesis; neuron projection development.